Messenger RNA from Suillus subalutaceus, 1899 nucleotides. RefSeq lists its product as uncharacterized. Gene Ontology annotation, biological process: transmembrane transport; carbohydrate transport. The record is from RefSeq and is a predicted model, not a curated record. Gene Ontology annotation, molecular function: carbohydrate:proton symporter activity. Gene Ontology annotation, cellular component: membrane. Lineage: Eukaryota; Fungi; Basidiomycota; Agaricomycetes; Boletales; Suillaceae. The transcript is spliced from 18 exons. The coding region runs from base 133 to 1860 and encodes 575 amino acids.
CCCUUGUGCUUGAUCAUCUGAAAGUGAUGGCAAGCACAUAGCACAGUAUAUCACGAUACCCCAAGAAUUAAUCACCUUCAACUUCUCGUUCCUUUCCUCCCAACCACUCGUCAACUUAACAUCUUCACCUCGAUGGCAGUCCCGGAAUACACGAUUGCAGACUUCAUUCAUCAAGAGUCGUGGUGGAAGAAUCGUGGCCUGCUGGUUUUAAAUAUCUAUCUGAUAUUACCACUGCUAUCAUCAGUACUGAAUGGCCUUGAUUCGUCUAUACUAAACGGUCUGCAGAUUUUGCCCGGAUGGCAAGAGUACUUCCAUAAUCCGCAGGGGAAAACCUUAGGCCUCAUAAAUUCUGCCCAUGGAAUUGGCGCCCUCAGCGGGAUUCCGUUCUCCCCUUAUGUGUCUGACUUGCUAGGACGACGAGCAUCUAUGUUUAUCGGGGCAACCUUCGCGCUAGCUGGUGUCCUCACGCAAGCCUUAUGCACCACCGUGCAAGUAUUCAUUGGCGCUCGUGUGCUCAUCGGACUAGGCAUAGCUUUCUCCAUCAAUGCCGCACCCUUGCUUAUCAGCGAACUUAGUUAUCCAACGCAUCGCGGAAAAUUGACCUCUCUAUACAAUUCGAUGUGGUAUCUUGGCAGCAUUAUCUCGUCUUGGAUCUGCCUGGUUGCCUAUGAUCAAGCAGGGACAUCGCAAUGGUCAUGGAGAGUCCCUGUAUUUCUCCAAGCUGCUGUUCCUAUCCUGCAAAUGAUGUUGAUAUGGUUCAUUCCGGAGAGCCCUCGAUUCCUAGCGGCUAAAGGUCUGGAAUCGCGAGCUGCGCGUGUCCUCGCUCAGUACCAUGCUAAUGGGACAAACGAAUGUGACCAUCAUUUAGUAGCAUUCGAGAUGGCUCAAAUCCGACAUGCUCUGAACCUCGAACGAGAGAUUGCCUCCAGUCCGUCUUAUCUGACGUGCUUCGCAACUCCUGGUAACAGGCGGCGCAUGUUUAUCAUUAUAUCGCUGGCAGUAUUCUCGCAGUGGAGCGGUAAUGGUCUCGUCUCGUAUUACAUCAACAUCGUUUUAGACGGCAUUGGCAUAACCACGACUCAGACAAAAGCAGCAAUUAACGGCGGUUUACAGAUUUUUAAUCUCGCUAGUGCUCUAUUGGGCACAAUGCUUGUGGACAAGUUGGGCAGAAGGAAGUUGUUCCUGAUUUCGAAUAUUGGAAUGUUGAUCGUCUUUUCUAUGUGGACAACUACCACCGCUCUUUUCAAAGAGACCGGGAGUACUGUAGCUGCGAAAGCUACUGUACCGCUCAUUUUUAUGUUCUUCUUCUUUUAUGACUUUGCAUACACGCCGAUAAUUGUUUCGUACACACUCGAGAUUCUACCUUACAAUAUUCGCGCCAGGGGACUUGCAAUCAAGAGCUUUUCUUCAUAUCUUUUCAACACUUUUAACACGUUCGUCAAUCCGUGGGCACUCGAUGCCAUAGGUUGGAAAUAUUACCUUGUUUACUGUGGAUGGCUCGUUCUGGAGUUAGUGUUUGUGAUGGUGUUCGUUAUUGAGACGAAAGGUCGCACUCUGGAAGAAACUGCUGCUUUAUUUGACGGCGUGAAACCUCCUCGGAAUACCACAGAACGGAGAGAUAGCACGACUUUCACUACAAUACCACAACUUGAAUAUGGACCUAGACAACCCCGUCUAGAGAAAGAUAUCCCAGACAACUAUUUCGGGCAUGAAAGCAGUAGUAUCCGGAGUAGUGCUUUAAGAUCACAUUCGUAUAUCGAGCUUCAGGAACGCAGUAGAGUGCAGCAGGGUAGUGACUUUGGAUCACCUUCGCAUCUCGAAACACAGUCAGAAGAGUCUGUCAUUACAUUUGCUAAAUAAAAGGGGAACCACCAUCACGAUAUUGUAUUUUAUGUCCAA